AUGUCUCCGGACCCCAAGCUCACAUCUCAGAUAGCCAUUGUCGGCGCCGGCGAUGUUGGCGCUACCAUUGCCUACUCGCUCAUCAUGGACCCUGUCGCCAGCGAGAUCCUCAUGAUCGAUCCCAAAAAGGAAGUCCGCGACGCCCAAAUCCAAGAUCUCUCCGACGCAACUUUUCACGGCAACACCAGCACCCGCAUCCGCGCUGGCACGCACAAAGACGCCGGCCAAUCCGACAUCAUCGUCAUGACCGCCGGCGCCAAGCAGAAGAAAGGCGAAUCCCGCGCCGACCUAAUCGGCCGCAACAAAUCCAUCCUCCAAUCCGCCAUAAACGACAUGUCCCCCCUCCGCCCAGACACCAUCCUCCUCCUCGUCGCCAACCCCGUCGACGCACUAACCUUCUUCGCCCAAAAGUUCUCCUCCCUCCCGAAAAACCAGGUCAUCGGCUCCGGCACCUUCCUCGACUCGGCGCGCUUGCGCGGCAUCCUGGCGGCCCGCGCCGACGUCGCAGCUAGCUCCGUGGACGCAUACGUCCUCGGCGAACACGGCGAGAGUCAAUUCGUUGCAUGGAGUUUGGCGAGGAUUGGGGGCAUGCCGUUGGACUCGGCACUUCCCAAAGACGUAAAGUUAGACAGAGAGGCCAUUGCAGAAGAAACGAAAAACAAAGCCACGGAGAUCAUCAACAACAAGGGCGUUACGAAUUACGGGAUUGGCGCGGUGGUCGCGAGUCUUUGCAAGAGUAUCUUGUUCGAUAAGAGGGACGUUGUGCCUGUCAGCCACUGGCAGGAAGAGUUGGGUAUUUGCUUGAGUAUGCCGGCGGUUUUGGGCAGGGCUGGGGCGGUGAGGAGUGUGGAGGUGCGGUUGGAUAAGGACGAGGAGGGGAAGUUGAAGGAUAGCGCUGGGGAGUUGAAGGAGAUGGUCAAUGAGUGA
This is a messenger RNA of Parastagonospora nodorum SN15, 927 nucleotides long. RefSeq lists its product as hypothetical. Gene Ontology annotation, cellular component: cytoplasm. Gene Ontology annotation, molecular function: L-lactate dehydrogenase (NAD+) activity. Gene Ontology annotation, biological process: carboxylic acid metabolic process. The coding region runs from base 1 to 927 and encodes 308 amino acids. The record is from RefSeq and is a predicted model, not a curated record. NCBI's taxonomy places the organism in Eukaryota, Fungi, Ascomycota, Dothideomycetes, Pleosporales, Phaeosphaeriaceae. The transcript is spliced from 2 exons.